ACAAUAAUAAUAGUUUAUCAGUCUAAAUUUUAUUUUUUGGAAUAUUUUGCGAGAAACAAAACACCCUCUUGGUGUUGGAGCGCUAAUUGUUGGAAGAACUAAAAAUUGGACGAAGGGCAAAGAAUUUACCAAAAAUUUAAAAAGAACAAAACUUCUAACCUUAAUAACUAAGCAUCAGAAUUCAGACCAGAGCUCCGAUCCUUAGGAGGUGCGACACGGCGCGCGAGGAUCAUUUCCUUUCCCGUGGUGGCGAGCCGAGUGAUGAGUUUGACAAGGAAAUGGUGGAGGCGCCGCCGCCGCCGCCGCCGCCGCGGAGGCGGAGAGGGCGAGGAAGACGACGACGACGAUGAUGGAGGCGAUCCCUUCUCCCUCCCGUCGCGCGACGAUCUCCAACCCAUCGACACCCUAGAUCAGGAGGAGAUGGUGCGCUCCUUUGAGAGGAAGUACGCCCUACAAAGCCUUGUGUGGAGGCGUGUGUUUGCUGGGUUCAUCCUCGGCUACGCGGGGUUCAUGAUGUACUCCAUCUUCCACCAAGUUUGGUUUCCUUGGGAAUUGCGCUAUCAUGCUUACUUCAUGGAAGAUGUACAGCUGUGGAUGGUCCUUUUUGCAGACUCGGUUGCUGUGGUAGCUUGUUUAUUGGCAGUCAAGGGGCUACUCCAUGCUUCAGGCUCCUCUAAGCAGUGGCUGUGGUACUCAAGCUAUCCUGCUCUAUUGGUGGCUGUCUUUUGGUUGUAUUACAUCUUGAGGUUACCGAAGUUUCGGUGGGAUAUAAUAUGGCUUCCAUUUGCUCCUUUAAGUGGAGCUGGCAUGUGCCUCUAUGUGGACAAUCUGCUUCGG
Ananas comosus (pineapple) is the source of this 837-nucleotide messenger RNA. RefSeq lists its product as uncharacterized. Lineage: Eukaryota; Viridiplantae; Streptophyta; Magnoliopsida; Poales; Bromeliaceae. The record is from RefSeq and is a predicted model, not a curated record.